AUGUCUGCCCUUUCUCCUGUGCUAAGCGCUGGUGCCAACGACUCCAUGCCCAUCUUGCCCCAUGAGUACUUUGUCAUUGCCAACGUGUCGAAAAUCCUGGGAAUCUUCUCGCUAUUGGUCUGGCUCUUUGCUCAGCUACCGCAGGUUCUUGAAAACCACUUGAAUGAGUCCGUUUCUGGUGUUUCGCUAGCCUUUUUGAUCUGUUGGAUCAGUGGUGAUGUUACAAACUUGGUUGGCUGUCUCCUCUCCAGAGCGCUUCCUUUUCAGAUCUGUCUUGCGUCCUACUACUGUUUCAUCGACUGUAUCUUGAGUCUCCAGUUCUGGUACUACACCAGAGUAUACCCCAAGCAGCGCAUUCACCACAACUUGCUCCAAAGUCCCAAUAUGAUGCGUCCGGUGCAUUCCCGGGGCAGCGGCCAUCAUCCACAUCCGUCCAGGACAAACCGUUUUGAAAGUCCAGGCAACGAGCUCUCUCUUUCAAGAUCACACUCGUCAUCUCGUAGAUACCGCUCCAAGCGGAAAAGUUUCAUUCUGAAGUUACUUUCGACUUCAGUGUUGAGCAGCUCCUUCGGCAAGGCAAACGCUAUGCCUUUGAAAGUACUGUCGAACACUCGUGGUGAAAGCUUCGACAAAAUCAAGUCAUCCAUGGCUGCUUUAGCGCCUGUCUUACACCUGGUAGUGGCCAAGGCAGCUCUGUUCCACUAUAAUGGGGCGUUUGUGGGUGCUGUGUGUGGCUGGAUCAGUUCUGCGCUCUACCUCUCGUCCCGGUCUCCUCAAAUAUGGGCCAACUUCAAGAGCAAAUCCACCAAGGGUGUCUCUCCUUUCUUGUUCUUGUUCGCCAUGAUUGGAAAUACCCUUUAUACGGUAUCCAUUGCCAGCGACUUGUAUCUCUUAUCUAAAUAUGAUCAGCACUUGGGAGACGUCAAAUUUGACGAAGUAUUUUUUGCUCAGUUGCCAUUCAUUAUCGGAAGCUCGGGAACAGUGCUUUUUGACGCCAUCCUAUUGUUCCAAUUCUGGUUGUAUCAGAAGGACCCCGAAUACCUUCCAUACAUGGGCCAUGGCGAUCUUUUUGAAAACAACAUCAACUUCAAUGAAUCCUUGAAAGAGAGAUACCAGAAAAGAGCACAUGCUAAGCGCAAACUGCACUCGUCAGUGGUCCACUUUACUAAGCCGGACUGGUACACCAACAAUUACUCGCACGAGUUUGAUGAGCCAGACGAGUAUGCGGGUCACUACAGCUUUGCCAAUCAACGUCAUGGCAUAUCUCACAAUGGGUAUGGGGCCAUAAACAAUGGCUACGAGACCCCUAAUAAUGGCAAUGGCGGCCAUGUCCACUCCAAGGCACAUACGGAGCGAAUCAUGCCAACUUAUAUCAACCUGGCAUUCAGCAUACCUCCUCCUCCGCACUACAUUUCGUCAUCAUCAUCGCAAAGUCAUAACAUCAUGCAUUCCAAAGCCAGAAAGGGAAUUUCUGGCACGUUCAGCGCAAUAGCUAGGUCGUUUUCUCACUCAUCUUCAAUGGUGAAAUCACCGUCCAUUGCCUCUUCUCACGAAGAAUCUGUUGGUUCCCCAAUGGGGACAGGGUUACUUCCACACUUGGUGGGGACUUACUCGUCCGUAUCGAAGAAGAUGAUGAACGAUUCCAAGAUCCCUUUUCUGCCUAUAGAUUUCCUACAUAACGAGUUCACCCAAAGAAGUGGGGGACUGAGUAGUGACCAUCCUUAUACACAUUAA
This is a messenger RNA of Sungouiella intermedia, 1734 nucleotides long. Lineage: Eukaryota; Fungi; Ascomycota; Pichiomycetes; Serinales; Metschnikowiaceae. The record is from the annotation of a GenBank genome assembly.